Molecule: messenger RNA, 1941 nt
Organism: Puntigrus tetrazona (Sumatra barb)
Lineage: Eukaryota; Metazoa; Chordata; Actinopteri; Cypriniformes; Cyprinidae
Gene: galr1b
Product: galanin receptor 1b
Exons: 3
Coding region: 323-1363 (346 amino acids)
Biological process (GO): neuropeptide signaling pathway
Cellular component (GO): membrane
Molecular function (GO): G protein-coupled peptide receptor activity
Source: RefSeq, a predicted model, not a curated record
CAUGGCCAAAUCACGACGCAGGGUCGUUUUAAGCGCUUCCGGGCGGAAACUUUACGCACUGAGCGUGUGCCAGUGUUCCAGCGUCUUGCCGGUAAAGAAUACGCGGCAGUGUAGUAUGAUGUGCGUUUUCACUAGUGCUUCACACCCAGCCGGUGCAUUUCCCAGCCUUCCGGAGUUCUCCACAAAUGAGCCAAAGAUCUGACAGCGCGCGCUAACUUAAGAAAAUGAGAAAUCAAACUGGGGAAUGAUUGUUCUGUGCUUCUGAACGGACUUACUUUUUUUUUUGUUCCGACCGGACUUAUUGAAUCCUUCUAGGCUAAACAUGGGGCUAUCCCGAAAUGAAACAGAAAUUUGGACAGAGGAGCAUAUGGACACGAACCACACGACCGACAGUUUCGGUCUGGAGGUUGUUAUCGUGCCCGUCGUAUUUGGAUGUAUAUUUUUCGUGGGAAUCAUUGGAAACACUCUAGUGAUGGUUGUCAUUGGAAAAAUAAAGUCAAGGCGCUCGAGAAGUCCCACUAAUAUUUUCAUCCUAAACCUCAGUAUUGCAGAUUUGUCUUUCCUCCUGUUUUGCGUCCCGUUUCAGGCUACCAUAUACUCUCUCCCCGAGUGGGUCUUCGGGGCUUUUCUGUGUAAAUUCGUGCACUACUUUCAUAUGGUUAGCAUGCUGGUGAGCAUUUUCACUCUCGUGGCCAUGUCGGUGGACAGGUACAUUGCCGUGGUGCUCUCCAAAAAGUCGCCAUGCAUUCGCAACCGGAGGAAUGCGUUCAUCGGCGUCUGUGUCAUUUGGAUGCUUUCCUUCAUCUUCGCGGUCCCGGUUGCGCAGUACCAAUUUUUGACGGAUUACCACGAGGCUCCCAAUAGCACGUUCUGCUGGGAGGUAUGGACCGAGCGUGUGGCCAAGCAAACUUAUAAAGUGACUAUUCUCGUGACUGGGUAUCUGUUACCGUUGGUUUUGAUCACAUGCUGUUAUGCCAAGGUAUUGUAUCAUCUUCAUAAAAAAAUGAAAAAUAUGUCCAAGAAGUCUGAACGUUCAAAGCGAAAGACAGCUCAGACGGUGUUGCUGGUAGUCGCUGCGUUUCUCAUCUGCUGGAUGCCACACCAUAUUAUAGCUAUGUGGGUAGAGUUCGGCCACUUCCCGUUGAAUGAUGCUACUUUUGUGUUUCGCAUCAUCUCUCACUGCCUGGCCUAUGGAAACUCCUGUGUCAACCCCAUUCUUUACGCCUUCCUCUCUGAAAACUUCAGAAAAGCCUGCAAGCAGGUCUUCACGUGUCGUUUUUUUUACUCUCCUCCGCCCGUGGAGAAAGUGGUGCGCAUUCGCAUGGAGAACUUCUCCAUGACACAUUCCACCACUAACAUAUGACUCGAAAACAUUUUAGAGAAAUCAGCACUGUUAAAAACAUUUCUGUUGUUGUCUUUGCUUCAUGCUGUGCUGUCAUGGAUUACAUUUCAAGGUUUGACUGACAAGGACAAAAAAAAAAAAAAAAGUUACCUUGAGAAGUAAAAAACCAUAUAUAAUAUCUCGGUCUAUGUUUAUUAAAGGCUUUUGCCAAUAACUAUUUAAAUGUAAAUAGUAUUUGUCAAUUAAAUGUUUUUACAUUUUUUUAUGUUAACUGUUAAAUGUAUUAUUGUUAUUGAAAAUAAUGAAAACGUAUGUAGAGGUUAAUUUUAAUAUAUAAUUACUAUAAUUAUACUUGAUAUGUUUGAGAGAAUCUCGCUAAAAGAGCAUGACUGUGCUGUCUAAAGACCUUUUUGCAUAGUGUUUAUGUUGUAUCUCAGUUUAAACAUGCCAUAAACUUUAAUACUUACUUGUAUGCUGUAAUUAAAUACUCUGUGACAUUGGUUUACAUGUAUUAUGUCCUGUCUUAUGGUUAUGUAUCUAUUAAAAUAUCCCUGAAGGUUAUCCCCUUUAAAAAUUCUAAUAAAAACAUCUAAUUCAAU